AUGUUUAUAUUUCGUUUUGGCCCUUCUGGAUUUAAACGUCCUAAUAAAGAAUCAGAUGACUGCGACGAGGAAGCAGAACUGCUCCUUGCGAAGAGAGAGCGUUUUCGCGAACAAUUAGCAACUCAAAAGGCAAAAUACAUUCUCUCCACAGCCGCUGGCGUUAUAUUCGGAAUUUCCAGCGUUAUCAUUUACCUUCUAUGCGUCGCCUCGUUUUCGCGACUAUUUGGAAAAAAUGUGGCGUUGAAACAAACCUCAUACUGGUCCAAGGUGCUUGACGAGAUCGAAAUCCCAACAUACACUGUCAAAAUGAACGGGACUCUUUUCCCUCCUCCCGAUCCUGCUUUCUCACGACAGGAGCCCAGUGAAGCAAAUGACAUCACCUGGGAAGUGUUCGAGAAUAUCCGCACCCACGUCGUCACGCGUGAUGAUAUUGUCAAAUUAGGCAAGGACCCUGAUACUGUCGCGCGAUUUGAUGACGAGUACUGGGGACUUGGCCAAAAUGCGUAUAUGGCACAAUUGGACAUUUUCCACGUAGGUCACCAGUUGCGAAAAGCAGCCUUUGCAACAUACCCUGGCUACACGCCACUCGAGACGGAGAAGCCCUAUUCGAAGAUUUGGUGGAUUCAUAUAGGCCAUUGUGUUGAUAUGCUGCUCCAGAAUAUCAAAUGCUAUGGAAACGUAGACAUGAUAACAGUCGCUUGGGUAGGACAUGGAAAGCUCUGGCCGGACUUCUCUAUCAACCACAAAUGCCGUGACUUUGACGCCAUAAUGGACUGGAACCUGGAGCAUGCCGUUGAUGUCGAGAAAUUUAGUCGAAUGCCUAUCCCUAAAGACGCCUAUAUAUGGCCGAAACCAUGGGAAAAUUCCGAAGCUGAGCUUGGUCAUCCUAUUGAGAAGAAUGUCUGGAAAGGGGGAAGACAAUGUACCUAA
Histoplasma mississippiense is the source of this 930-nucleotide messenger RNA. RefSeq lists its product with no specific name. The transcript has 3 exons. Gene Ontology annotation, biological process: mycotoxin biosynthetic process. The coding region runs from base 1 to 930 and encodes 309 amino acids. NCBI's taxonomy places the organism in Eukaryota, Fungi, Ascomycota, Eurotiomycetes, Onygenales, Ajellomycetaceae. The record is from RefSeq and is a predicted model, not a curated record.